AUGAGAUACGCGGCAGCUUUCGGGAUGAAAUUUAGCGCGAGAGGCGUUGAUGUGACUUUUGAGUCCUGCACGUACAAUCAACUGACUUUCAAGAAGGAGAACAACUUGGUAUUCGAUGUGGACAUCCCCUGCAUUGGAACCGCUGGCAGGUUCAAAUAUAAUUUGAAGACUGGCAGCAGUAGUGGCGACGAUGAACUGUACGGCCUUGCACAGCUGGCAAAGCAAUAUCUGGAAAAAACCAACGCCACUCUCUCCAAGAACUGGUCCACAUACCGUCGUAAGAUUCUGAUCUUCCCUCUCAGCUGGUACACGGACUGGGCCGGAUUCGCUGGUAUGGCCAUGGUGGGUUGUGCUCCGCGCCACGACUGCUAUACCUGGAUCAACCCUGGCGUGGCGGAUGACAAACCGGACAUGCCUGUCGUGUUCCAAGAGCUAGGUCACAACAUCGGCUUAGCGCAUUCUUCCCGAGUAGUUUGCGAUAACCGCGGCAACUGUGCAAGGGACGAGUACGGGGAUCCCGUCGAUCCCAUGGGCGCCACCUGGCCCAACGAUCCGCAGAAGCAUGUUGUGUGCACCAACGCAGCGCAGUCAUACAAAGCUGGUUGGUCUUCACCUACCCAAGGUGGCCAUCUCAGCUUGACCAAAGAUCUCACACCAGGUGUCCCCCGGGUAUUUACACUGCCCGCCAUGGCGCUUAACAAGGCCAAUAUGUUGCGUAUCAUCACAGAUCGUAAAAACCCCAGUGUGAAUAAUGCCACCACAGAACUGCAACAGCGAGCUCUAUUUGUUUCAUACAGGGUCCACGAGUACAACGAGACAGCAAACGGCAUCCCUGCUAACCUGGACACGCCACCGAUUGUCCUCGCAAUGUUAACUGAUAACAAGCCCCCGCCAGAAAUUCGCACUUGGGGAGUGCUGAACGGCUCCUUCACUCAGCUCCUGCCCGAUCUCGGUGGCGUCAGCAUCCAGCUCAAAAGCAAGACGCCUCAGGCAGCCACUGUCUCUGUGUGCUGGUUCCUGAGCAUUGUCGAGUCUAGCGGAGACCAAUCGAUGUGCUCAGAUGGGCUAGACAAUGACUGCGAUGGCCUGGUCGAUGCAGAGGACCCCGACUGCAAAGCCAUCUUGCAGCCACCGCCAAAAAAGCCAUCACGUCCACCGAACUCGCCGCCACCGCAGCAGCAGCAGAUCUUCUAG
Molecule: messenger RNA, 1194 nt
Organism: Volvox carteri f. nagariensis
Lineage: Eukaryota; Viridiplantae; Chlorophyta; Chlorophyceae; Chlamydomonadales; Volvocaceae
Exons: 9
Coding region: 1-1194 (397 amino acids)
Source: RefSeq, a predicted model, not a curated record